AUGGCUGAUUCAUCACAACGUUUGCGCAUUGGUAUCAUUGGUGCUGGCGAAGUAACUCAAAUCAUCCAUCUUCCUACACUAUGCCAGCUCUCACAUCUUUACGAUAUCACUGCAAUCUGCGAUCUGUCCAAAAAGAAUGCAGAGCAUUGCGCCGCAAAGUACCACAUUCCUAAGGCGACCACGGAUCCAAAGGAUAUCUUCAGCAGUGCGGAUGUAGACAUCGUCUUCAUAUCCGUCUCUGAUGAGUUUCACGAGCCCUACGCCGUUGCGGCUCUGGAGGCUCAGAAGAACGUGUUCAUCGAGAAGCCCAUCACCCUGUCAAUGCAAUCCGCUCAGCGUAUAAUCGACGCUGAGAAGAAGUCCAGAGGCCGCGUAUGGGUGGGAUACAUGCGUCGCCACAGCCGCACCUUCACAGAAGCCUUCAAGCGCGAACUUGACUCCAUACCGAAGAUUCUCUAUGCCAGAUCUCGUGACUUCUCGGGACCAAACGGCAAGUUCACAUCGCAAUCAGGCACUUUCCCUGUCAAGAACACCGACUUCCCUCCCUCGGCAGGAGAAGAGCGUAACAGAAGAGUAGACGCUCUCCUCAAAGAAGCCUUUGGCAAAGAACCAACCCCAGAGCAGGUAAAGUAUGCCCGCUUCCUAGGUAGCUUGGGAAGCCACGACAUAUCUCUCAUGAGAGAAUCUCUCGGCUUCCCCGAGGAUGUCACUGCCGUUACCGUCAACGAACCUUUCUACUCCGCCAUCUUCAAAUGCCGCAACAAGUCAGGCUCAAAAGAUCCUUUCUUCGUAACCUACGAAUCGGGAAUCGAUGGUGUGCCAGAGUUUGAUGCCCACUUGGCUGUCUAUGGCGAAAACAAGCGCGUCACCAUCUUCUACGACUCGCCCUACAUCAAGACGCAAAAACCUGUCAUGGUCAAAGUCCAGGAAGUCAAUGAUGCUGGCGAAGUCCAGACAAGAGAGAUUAUCAGCACGUUUGAAGACGCAUUUGCUUCCGAGUUCCUGGAUAUGCAUGAUUGCUUGGUCAAUGGCAAGGAGAUCAAGACUAGUGCUGAGGAUGCCAUCAACGAACUCAAGUUGUAUGACUUGAUGUACGCAAAGUAUGCUGAGAGCAGCAAGUAG
Molecule: messenger RNA, 1122 nt
Organism: Aureobasidium melanogenum CBS 110374
Lineage: Eukaryota; Fungi; Ascomycota; Dothideomycetes; Dothideales; Saccotheciaceae
Product: NAD(P)-binding protein
Exons: 4
Coding region: 1-1122 (373 amino acids)
Biological process (GO): NADPH regeneration
Cellular component (GO): cytoplasm
Molecular function (GO): nucleotide binding; oxidoreductase activity
Source: RefSeq, a predicted model, not a curated record